GGGGAUUCCUCUCUUUACUCUUCUCCUCUUGGCAGGAUUAAGAGUGUCAGGAGCUACAGUCUCUGACAGCUUUAAAGAGUGCAGUCAGUUCCUCUACAUGCGCACAGCACCCACUGGCAUCCGAGGAGGAAACCUAAAGAAAAUUUGCCAGCGAUAUGGAGACAAACCACGCUAUGCCACUCUGUACGACAGCAGUCGACGUCUGGCUCUCUAUUCAGCCUACACAUUCAAGAAAUCAGAUGGACAGAGGAGGAUGGACACUCCAUGGAUGUAUGAACCUCAGUUAGCCUCUGAGGAGGAGAGUGGAAACAUGCAAACACUGCCCCCUAGUGACAAGACUGACCCAUUGAUUGAGGAUAGCCAGGCCAUGUUGGAGGACUACGUUGAUGCUGUGGAGUAUGAACGUGGGCCACUGAACCCAGACCAGCAUCAGGCUGACAACCAGGACAAAGCUGCUACCUACACUCUUACUAACGUGGUGCCUCAGAUCACUGACUUUGUGGAAGGUUCCUGGACAGCAUACACAGACAGAAUAAGACGACGACUCAACAACUUCUGCCGAGGUGUUUCGUACGUGGUAACUGGGGUGACAAUUUCUGGGUUGACCAUUCGUAGAGGUGGGCAGGACCGCAUGGCCAUCCCUAAGCACCUGUGGUCAGCGUACUGCUGCCCUCGGUAUGAUCGUAACUCACCAUAUGAAGUGAGGUAUAUGUUCCCCUCCUAUGCAGCGUAUGGACUCAAUGAGAUAGUGGGCCACAGUGUAGUGGAGGUUUCUCUAAAGACACUGGAGAGCUUUCUGAAGAACCAAACAGGAAUGGACAAAAAUGUGAGCAUAUUCCUCAAUGGCUGUGUCUCAGAGAACAAAUGGAAGAAAAGGAAGAAGAGAUAGAAAUAUUAUAACAUUGUAUGUGACAGUGUUUUAAAUGCUUAUGUUUCAAAGUUAGAAGAAGCCAGUAGAACAUAAUCAUACGAAACAGUAAG
Molecule: messenger RNA, 981 nt
Organism: Pygocentrus nattereri (red-bellied piranha)
Lineage: Eukaryota; Metazoa; Chordata; Actinopteri; Characiformes; Serrasalmidae
Product: endonuclease domain-containing 1 protein-like
Exons: 2
Coding region: 98-889 (263 amino acids)
Molecular function (GO): metal ion binding; nucleic acid binding; hydrolase activity
Source: RefSeq, a predicted model, not a curated record